UUCAUGUCAGUGUCAUUGCUCGUGCCCGUGAGCCUAAGAGGCGUGUGCGCGCUCCCGACACACCAGGAAAUAUGGCGGCGCUCAUGACACUCAACCAGCUUUCAAGUGGGAAUCCAGCUUAUGAAAACUAUUACAGACAGCUGGACCCAGGAAACACAGGCAAAAUCUCAGCUGGCGAUGCUGCUCAGUUUUUAAAGAAGUCAGGGCUGUCGGACAGUACACUGGGAAAGAUUUGGGAUCUAGCAGACUCAGAACGAAAGGGCUAUUUGGAUAAGAGGGGUUUUUUCAUAGCUGUAAGACUUGUGGCCUCAGCACAAGGUGGAAAUGACAUCAGCCUCAACAACCUCAACCAAACACUGGCAGCACCUAAAUUUAAAGACACAAGUAGCCCUUUACUAACAGUGUCAUCAUCUGCACCAGAUUCUCAGUGGUCUAUAAGGCCUGAUGAAAAGGGAAAGUUUGAAGGCAUCUUUGAGAGCCUCUCCCCUGUAAACGGCUUGCUCUCUGGAGACAAAGUGAAGCCUGUUUUAAUCAACUCUAAACUACCUCUUGACAUAUUGGGAAAGAUUUGGGAUCUAAGUGAUGUUGACAAAGAUGGGAGCUUGGACAAGGAUGAGUUUAUUGUGGCUAUGCAUCUUGUAUAUCGGGCAAUGGAGAAGGAGCCUGUCCCAACAACAUUACCACAGUCUCUCAUCCCACCCUCGAAAAGGAAGAAGACUGCGGGGGCGUUACCUGGGGCAGUGGCUGUAUUACCCGGUUUCGCAGGGUUUUCGCCCGGAUCAGCUCUUCUUAAAGACACCUUGCGUUCCACUCCUCCUCUGGCCAACACUCCACCCCCCACCACUGUCAACAUCUCACCAAAGCACUCCUUCAGAUCCUCUCCACAGCCGACUGUAAACUGGAUUGUCCCAUUGGCGGACAGGGAGAAAUAUGAUGAUCUGUUCAGAAAAACAGAUGCAGAUGGAGACGGACUGGUCAAUGGGGCUGAGGUCAUUGAGAUCUUCAUGCAAUCCACUCUGUCACAAACCAUGCUAGCUCAGAUUUGGGGUCUUGCUGACACAAAACAGACUGGAAAGCUGAACCGUGAGCAGUUCUCUCUGGCCAUGCACCUGAUCCAACAAAAAAUCACUAAAGAUGUGGACCCUCCUACAGCCCUGACCCCUGAUAUGAUCCCUCCGUCUGAAAGGACCGGUGCAGCCAUCGACAGCAGCAGCGCCGUGGGGCCGGUGGAGCUCACAGGGAACAAAGAGCUAGAUGACCUCAGCCAGGAAAUCGCUCGACUGCAGAGAGAGAAGUUCAUUUUGGAGCAGGAGAUUAGGGAAAAGGAGGACAGCAUACGAAGACAGAAUAGUGAAGUUCAGGACAUGCAGGGUGACUAUGACCGGGAGAGUGUUGGACUACAGGACCUGGAGUCUCAGAAGCAGAACGCCCACAGCCGACUAGAGGAGAUGGAGCAACAACGCGCGAAGCUGGAGGGAAUGCUCAAUGACGUCAAACAGAAGUGCCAAGAAGAGAGCCAGAUGAUCUCAUCCCUUCAGACCCAGAUCCGUUCUCAGGAGAGCGACCUGCGGAACCAGGAGGACGAUGUGUCCCGGACUAGAGCAGAGCUGAGCCGACUGCAGGAUGAGGAAGUGCGGCUGGAGCAGAGUCUUCUGUCAGGACGGGUGCAACUGGACAGUAUCGUCAAGUCCAUGAAAACUACACAGGAUGAACUCAAUCAGGCUCGCAGCAAACUGUCAAUGAUCCAGGAAAACCAAAAGGAGGUGUCUAAGACCAUAGAGCAAUACAACAGUGCGUUGAAGGAGAUCAACGGAGGUCACUACAAAGACUUUGAGGACGUUUCAGAUGGAUUUGCUGAAAAGGAAAACAGAGGAUUUGGGACUGUGAAUAGUUCUCUGAAGUCCAGAAUAGCCAUGUUCAACAGCACCAGCAGCAGCAGCAGCAGCAGUCCCAUCGUCAAGGACCCUCCACCUGACCCUUUCCAGACAGAAGACCCCUUUAAGUCCAACCUCUUAGACGACCCAUUUGGCGGAGAUCCCUUUAAAGAAAGUUCUCCCUUCAAAAGCUCCGCUGCUGAGAACUUCUUUCAGAGGGCGAAUAAGUCUGACCCCUUUGCAUCUGCAGACCCCUUCGGUCGAAAGCCCACGCCGCCAGCCAAGCCGGGUGCCUUCAGCAGCAGUGAUCCAUUCAGAUCAAACAGCCCCAGAGCAAAGGACUCAGAUGUAUUUGGGACAAUGGACCCCUUUGCAGGCAGCGCUUUUGGAAGUAAAGGAGGAUUUGCAGAUUUUAGUCAGAUGGCAAAGAAAUCAGACAACCCAGCAGUUCCAAAGAAGACUGUUCCUACUCGCCCUGCACCCCCUUAUGGUUUGUUCAAUGCACAGCAGAGCGCCCCACAUUCAAGUCACUUGCCCAAAGAUUUCCCUGUGGCGGGGUCAGAUUUUUUCGGAAGUGAGAGCGCCCAGCUGGAGUGGGCCAAGCGCGAGAGUGAACGCGAGGAGCAGGAGAGAUUGAGGAGACUUCGACUUCAAGAACAGCAAGACUUGGAACUGGCCCUGGCUUUGAGCAGAGCCGAUAUUCCCAUGCACAAAUCCUGAAAAACUUCUCCUUCCUGGCCCCCCGGAAAACCACCUCCACCAUGUCCUGCGCCCUGCUCCUCAUGACAGACGCGACUCCGCAUAACCAUCAUCUUUGUUACCAAUUUGUGCAAAAGACCAGUGUUUUCUCCAGCCGUGCCACCAGUCUGAUGUCAGAGCUCUCUCCUUUAGCUACUCGUUAGGCUUCAGUUCGGCCCAAAGUACAUGGUAACAGUAAUCAAAGACAAUACGGAGCCGCCUGAUUGAAAAGCUGCCUUCAAAAACACUGGGAUUUAAACUCAACCCCACCUACAGCAAACUCCAUCUAACACUACACUGUAUCUCCAUAAUGGUUAAUCAAGUCUCAAGCCACUAUAGCACUGUGCAAAGGUUUCUGGAAGGAAUGACAGACUUGGAGAUGAGUAAAUGUAUGGACAGAAUGCACAAAAUUAAAAAGAAAAACAAAUUCAAAUCUAGAAGUUCCCAGAAAGCAUAAAUCAACUGGAGAAUAUCCUUUUUAUUUUAAUUAGAAUUUAUAAUUUGAAAAUGAAAUAAGGCUUUACUUGAAAUCAAUGCAAAGAACAAACAAAUAUAACAGAUCUUCACAGAAAAAAAUUAAAAUCUAUACGUUAUUUUGGCGGUUCAACCCUUAAAACACUCCCGUACAUUAGUAUUUUUGUUUCAUUUUUUAUUUAAACUGAAAAUUAAGUUUGCAAAUUUUAUUAUAACCAUCUUUGUUUAUCAUAUUUUUAAAACACUUUCCAAAACUUUUGCACAGUACUGUAUGUUUCUGAAAUAACUUUUUAACUAUUUAACUUUUUUUUGUAUUUAAACAGAAGUAUGGAUCCUUUAGUCUAUGAAGGACUUGUAAAAUGCACUAUGUUUUAUAACAGUUGUGAUAUUUUUAAUCAUUUAUGUAGAAAGUCGAAUGGUUAACAUUAGUAAGGAUGAGUUAGGAAUAUAUUUUUUAAAACUUAAUUAUUAUAUUUUACCACGCAUGCCUUCAGGGUUGGAAAUUUGAAGCUUUUAUUUUCCUUUUAUGUAGUGUACAUAUCAGGCAUAACAUUAUAAGAAUGCAGUGACGAACAGAUCUUCAUCCAUCAUGACAUGCCCAAAUAGUCAUAACUUGUGAUUAAUUACGUUGUAUUUUCAUGCAAAACAGCCAAAAGUGAAACCCCAAACGUUGAAUCAGACCUUGUUUUCUGUGUGACGCAAAAAACAUGACAAUAUUCAUUUUACCUUUCCACUUCUCUUUUAAUAAACAAAACAUUUAUAAUUAUCAUGCAACAACCUAGCAAUUAGACUGGUGCUUAUAACAUUGUUCCUGAUUGGUGUCUGCAUAUUUUUUGUGAGCUUAAAUCGUCGUGAACAAAAGGGCUUUGGGGAUCCCUUUGAAAUUAUACUUUGCUGUUUGUAGGUAGGAUUAAUAGCAUUUAUGAUCAUUCCUUUUAGUUGAGUCCUCAUGAAUAGUUUGUAUUGUAACACCCAUUGCGUUUAUACUCCGAGAAUAGAUUUCUGUGAACCAAAGUUGUUUAUUUUGGUGCUAUACAUAGAUAUUAAGACUUCUUGGCAUUUUAAUUCUUGCAACUGUCACCUAAACUAUCAAUCUUUUUGCUUUCGUUCCGUUUCUUUUUUUUUUUUUUUUUUUUUUUAAAUAUUGAGUUAAGACCAACUUGGGGGUAGUUUGAAGGGCUUGCAUCAUUCAGGUUUAAUUUUCUCAGACUAUUUGCACAGUUUUUAGGGCAAUAUUCGUUUUAUUUAUCUAUGUUUGUUACAUAACAGUGCACAGUAUGUUUGUAAUUAUAACAAUUAAUGAAUAAAAAAUAAUUAACAAAUUA
Messenger RNA from Boleophthalmus pectinirostris (great blue-spotted mudskipper), 4411 nucleotides. RefSeq names its product epidermal growth factor receptor substrate 15-like 1. Gene Ontology annotation, cellular component: clathrin coat of coated pit; cytoplasm; plasma membrane. The record is from RefSeq and is a predicted model, not a curated record. NCBI's taxonomy places the organism in Eukaryota, Metazoa, Chordata, Actinopteri, Gobiiformes, Gobiidae. Gene Ontology annotation, biological process: endocytosis; endosomal transport. Gene Ontology annotation, molecular function: cadherin binding; calcium ion binding.